Aphidius gifuensis is the source of this 2502-nucleotide messenger RNA. It is a transcript of the gene Jasper, whose product is annotated as hepatoma-derived growth factor-related protein 2. Gene Ontology annotation, molecular function: transcription coregulator activity; double-stranded DNA binding. The coding region runs from base 265 to 1680 and encodes 471 amino acids. Gene Ontology annotation, cellular component: nucleus. The record is from RefSeq and is a predicted model, not a curated record. NCBI's taxonomy places the organism in Eukaryota, Metazoa, Arthropoda, Insecta, Hymenoptera, Braconidae. Gene Ontology annotation, biological process: regulation of transcription by RNA polymerase II. The transcript is spliced from 11 exons.
AAAAGAGAAACAAGUUGCUGCAAGUCGCCAUUGUAAAAUUGGUAAAAUUGUCAGGCGUCGUGUAUCGCUUGUUUUUUUUUUUAUUAAAAAAUUACUACAUUAUUAUUUCUAAUCCACUCACUGGUAAUAGUCAACAUUCCAAGUUAACUUGGAUAAAUUAAAUCUACAUUGUUAUUAAUAUUCAUUUAAUAAUAAUUAAUAUUUAUAAAUAAUAAUAAUAAAUCAAGUUGUUAAACACAACAAUAACAACCGGCAUCAAACGUAAUGAAACUCAUCAAGAAAUUUUCACCGGGCGAUAAGGUUUUUGCUAAAGUACGAGGUUAUCCACCUUGGCCAGCCAGAGUUGAAGAGGUAACUGACGGUCAUACAAAAAACGCCAAAUACAAGGUGUUCUUCUAUGGUACUGGUGAAACGGCAUCAUGUAAAUGUGAUGAAUUAUUUACAUAUCAUGAAAAUAAAGAAAAAUAUGGAAAACAUUUAAAGAGAAAAGCCUUUCAUGAAGGUAUGCAACAACUUGAACAGGAAUUAAAUAACGACCAAAGAAAAGAACCAGAAUUACCAAAAGAAACAAACGUAGAAUCUUUUGCUGAACAAGCUGAAAUUGAAAGUUCAGAGCCAAUUGAAAAAGAGCCAACACCACCACCACCAGCAACACCAGCAGCACAAUCAACAGCUAGUUUAGAUAGUGAUUUAGAAACUGGACCACUUGUCAUUGACGAAGGAGAUAAGAAAAAACAAUUUAAACGUAAAUCACUUGCAACACCAGCUGGCUUGGAUUCAUUGGAACCAAAGAAAAAACGUGCACGUGGUAAAGCCUGGACAAGUGCACAAAAUACACCAAGACAAGAUCCAACUAAUGAGUCAUUAGAAGAAAUGGCUGGAAAAGAAGUUGUCAGUAGAAGUGGAAGAAAAAUAAAACCAAAACGUUUUGCUGAUUUUUCAAGCUCUGAUGAAUUUGAUACUGAGAAUAGUGGAAGAGGCAGAGGUAAAAACAAACUUGAUGAUUUGAUGGAUAAUCAAUCAACACCAUCCAGUGAAGUUGCCAAAAAACGAACAAACUUAGAAAAAGAUGAUAAAAAAGUAGCUGAUAAAGAAAGUUUAUUGCAAAAACAACAACACAAGCUAAGAUGGCUUCGUAUGGAACAUCAAUUAUUAACUUGUGAUGCACAAAUUAAAUCAAAUUUGGGUCUAGAAAGUGCUGAUGCUGACAAAUGUAUUUCAGCUAUGGAAGAAAUGUUAAAUUUACCAAUUGAUCCAUUGAUGCUUAAAAAACAUUCACAUAUUGUUGAAACAAUUAAAAGGUUACGAAGAUAUAUUGGAAAUCUUACAGAGUGGAAAUUGGAAGAAGAAGACAUGUUGACAUUUAAACAAAAAGCUGAAUCAAUAAGACAAAAAGCUGAACAAAUUUAUGGAAAAUUCAAGGCAUUAUUUACUAUUCCUGAGAAUCAAACAUUUUGGGAAUUAUUUUCUGAUCAACUUAAUGUAUUUAAAGAUUUAACAAAAGAUAUGCCUGAAGAAAAAGUAUAUGCACUUAUGUGUGAUCCAUCAACAUCAUCAUCAUCAGAUGCUAAUGUUACUGAUGUCAUGAUGGAUGAUUCUUUUGCCAUGAAUGAAAGCAACACAACAGAUUUAUUAAAUCAAUCAACGUUAUCAACGUCUGUCACAGCAACUGCUAAGUAAAUUAUAUAUUUUUUCAAUUUUACUUAACAUUUUCUAAUUAAGCAUAAUUUACUUUUGUCCUUUUUAUUUAAACUUGAUAAAAAAAUUAAUAAGGCAACCUUAUUAUUCAAGGUUUCUUACAAGUUUAAUUUGAUUAAUUAAUUUGUUUUCGUUUUGUUUUUUUACUUGAUCAUUAAUUUGUUUAAAUGUUAUCCAAAAUUUUAUGCUUGAUCAAUUUGUUUUUCUAUGCUAUUUUCUAAUUUUGAUAUUGAAAAUAAAUUUUGAAAAACUUUGAUUACAUUCUGUCAGUUGCUCAAAUUUUCGUGGACUUAUGUUCAAAGAUACAGGUUUAAAUUAUUCUUCCAAUUUUAUACAUUAGUUUAAUUAAAAAUCAAAAUUACAUGCGAAUAUUUCAGUUUAUUAAUUAAAUUCGAAAAAAUAAAAAUAAAAAGUUAAUGUCACGAUAAAUUUGGCAUUUGGUAAAUAUCAAAAUAUUUCUUUAUUAUUUUAAUGAUAAAAUUAAGUUAAGUGUUUCAUUAAAAAAUUUUUUUAUCUAUUUUUCAAUACAUGCCAAUUAAUGUUAACAAAACUUUUUUGGAAAAAUUAAAAAAUAAUUAUCUAAAUUAAAAAAUAUUAGACCAUUUCGAAUUGUCAUCAAAAUUAUUCGAAUGAAAAUAAAAAAAUUAAAUUAUAUUAUAAAAACUGGCUAAAUACAAAAAAACUAACGACAAAAAAUUGAAAAAAAAAAAAUUAUAUUUUUGGUAUUGAAAAAUUAAAGAAAAUUAAUUGUAAUAGUUUUAAGUAUACGUCGUGUUUACAAAUAUUCAUAAAGCAACAAAUAAA